ACUAGGGACACACGCAGAAAUGUAUGAGAGGACCGCGUAGUGUCUGCAGCUGGUGUCCUGUUCAGACUGCAGGGAUGAGGGGUGAUAUGCGAUUUACUGUGAGUGGUUGAAGUGCAAAACUCGCUCGGCUCGUCUCUGCGUUAUUUCCAACUUGAAAAAAAUAAGCUGCGAGGCAGCAGAAAUCAUGGUCAUCAUCACAAAAGAAAGCUCCAGCAGGGUGCCCACCAGGAGGCCCGGUCAGAGUUUGGGAUCAUCUCUGUGGAUGAACUGAAUGUGGCUCGGGGAGAGAGCCAGCGCCGCGCAGAAGAGUGAACGACGGGAAAAGAAGGAAAGCGAAGCCGUGUGUGUUUUCAUAAGCGGAGCUCGGCCGUGGGAGCAGAGUGGGGGAUGUCGGGCAGAAGUGGAGGAGCGCCUCGGGGGUGCAGCAACCCCAGCCUGCAGCCCCUCAAAGCCACAGUCCCAUACCAGCUCCAAAGGGGCUCAGCUCUCCUCUGCAGAGAGGUCAAGACGGCUGACAGGACCACGGCUCGUCCUCCGAAACCCACCAUCCGCAGAACUCUGUCUUUGGAUGCCAUCGUUGGACCCUAUCUGCAGGGACAGUGGCCCAAAGAGACAGAGACUACAGCUGUUACCUGUGUCAAUGACAAAGCCACACAGACUCCAAGUUCCUGGGCAGAGGACACCAAGGGAAGAAGAAGUGUCGGUGGACACAAGCGCUCAGCUUCGUGGGGCAGUGCAGAGCACCUGAGGGAGGUGGCCAAGCUAAGGCACCAGCUGCAGAAGCGCUCCCGCCAUGCCCCUCCCUCGGCGGGGUACGAGCUCCCCCACCACCCCUUGCCAGCAGGUCAUGCAGCAGGCAUCACUCAGACUAUACCCCUGACGCCACUGAACAGACUCGCCCCGCGACUGCGACGUAGUGUUGAAGGCCUCAACCUGGAGCUGGAAGAGGUGUUUGUGUCCGAGAAACCCAACGAUCAGCAUGAGAUUUUGGAUAUCCCAGACGGCCACAGGGCUCCUGUUCCUGCCCAGAGAUGCAGUAGCGGCUCUCAGAGUGAGCCCUCCCCGGGGCCCCUGGAUCCUUCCUUCCUCUCUCCUUCUCAGUCCCCUUGUCCUCUAGAUUCAUCACUUCUGUCGCCUUCAAAUUCCCCUUGUGCCUUGGACCCACUGCUUUUGUCUUCAUCACAGUCUCCCUGUCCCAUGGGAGAGCCAGAGCCAGUGGACUGUGAGACCCUGUGUCCCUCUCCAUCUACACUGCUUCCUUCAUUUGCACUGGAUCCUCCCCUGCUGCAGCCCUGCUCCUCCUCCCCUCGUCCCAACAAAACCUACUCCUUCCAGCGCGAACCGCCAGAAGGCUGUGAGCGAGUUCGAGUAUGUGAGGAAGCAAUGUCUGCUUGUCAGGAUGAGCCUCUGCUCCAGCCAUCCUGCCCUGACCCCAAUAAAGUCAACUUUACCCCGCACGGAGGCUCUGCUUUCUGCCCUGUCAGUCUUCUGAAGCCCCUUCUGCCCUCCAUGGACCUCCUCUUCCGUGGCCUGUCAGUAUCUCCUGUCACCGGCUGCCCAGGUCAAGCCUCUCCUACCAGGCACCUGGGCAUGCAGUAGGCUGAUAUCUCAGUGGAGCCCCUCAGGAUUAAACCACACUGCACUGCCAGGACCUGGACAAGCUGGAUCUGUUUUACAUGCGGGGUGCCAACAGAUACCUGUGCUCACCUGGCUCAUCACUGCUGUAACAUGACAUGAUCACUGUGAUCAAAAUAAGAGACUUUGAGACUGUAAGCAUUUGUUUUCAUCAUACUUUAGACUAAGUUUGGCCUAAAAGUGUGGCUGCUUUAUUUCCAGGAUGUUUGGAUUCAGCUGAUAUUAACUUCAUCAGCACUUGAAUUGUCCUACUAUUCCCCUAUAUGGACUAUGGAAAAGACUACAGGACCUAAGCUCUGGACGUUUUAUGGAUGACUGAGUUUGUGAAAUUGUUCUUUCUGGAUUUUUAGUUAUGUGUCAACAGCUCAGACGAAGACUGCAUUCUGCUAGGGACGGUUUUAAUGUCAAAAACCCGAGCACUUAGAUCAUAUGUUGACAUGAAUAUUAUUUCUUGCUAUCCUUUACUAUUGAUUAAUACCCUAGUAAAGCAUGGUUAAGUUUAGAUGAAGUUUCAGCUUAGCCUGAUAGACUUCCUUGUUGAAACAGAGUACUUGAUCGAUUCGUUCCUGAAAUUUCAUAAAAUCUGUUGGUUGAAGAGAAAUAUGUUUGGCCUAUAGUUUACUCUGGCCUACUUUUCUACAAAUGUAUUUCUAGCAAGAUAUAUAUUUUUGUAUCUUUUUAAGGAAGUUAUGAGGCUGGUGAUGCUGUUUUUUGUAUUCACUAAAGAAAUCGACCUGUAUUUCUGUGUAUACUUUGAUGGUUUAUAAACAGGAAUGGGGGUUUUAUUAGCUUUACUUGCCUACACUGGGCAUUGUUCUAAACAAACUGUUGCAGUUUUGUCAACCAUUUAAGAUUUUGAGUGGGUCACACUGAGUUUGACUGACUCUGACCGCAAACAUGAUUCACUUUGUUGUGGAA
Messenger RNA from Toxotes jaculatrix (banded archerfish), 2553 nucleotides. It is a transcript of the gene fam117aa, whose product is annotated as family with sequence similarity 117 member Aa. The record is from RefSeq and is a predicted model, not a curated record. The coding region runs from base 388 to 1599 and encodes 403 amino acids. The transcript is spliced from 8 exons. Lineage: Eukaryota; Metazoa; Chordata; Actinopteri; Toxotidae.